GCGGUCGGCGGCAGCGGGCGGCCGAAGAGGAGCCGAACGCCGCGGCGGCGGUCGCUGGCCCGCAACGGAGAAACGCCCGGUUGUUCGGCGAUCACCUGCGGGUCAGGUACGAGGGCGCCACGAGCGCCCAGCGGCCGCAACACUUGGCGCGCUGCGGCGCAGACGACGGCUUCGCCCGCCCGAUGCUCGGGAG
Messenger RNA from Prorocentrum cordatum, 193 nucleotides. Lineage: Eukaryota; Dinophyceae; Prorocentrales; Prorocentraceae. The record is from the annotation of a GenBank genome assembly.